Messenger RNA from Clonostachys rhizophaga, 216 nucleotides. The record is from the annotation of a GenBank genome assembly. NCBI's taxonomy places the organism in Eukaryota, Fungi, Ascomycota, Sordariomycetes, Hypocreales, Bionectriaceae.
AUGGUGUAUGAAGAAGACGAAGAUAGAUGGGAGACAGAGGUGCAGAUCAGUGAGGCCUCUGAGGACCACAGCAUAAAAGUCAUCAAUGAAAGGGAGUACAAGUCGCUCUAUGACUGGUGCCAGCUGGUGUAUCAUCAUGAUGCACGAGGGGAUAUGACUUACUGUAACGAGGUAGAGAGUGAAGACGACGUUGGUGUCAAGGUGCUAGCAAAUUGA